Messenger RNA from Alternaria rosae, 3035 nucleotides. RefSeq lists its product as uncharacterized. The coding region runs from base 419 to 2758 and encodes 779 amino acids. The transcript has 3 exons. Lineage: Eukaryota; Fungi; Ascomycota; Dothideomycetes; Pleosporales; Pleosporaceae. The record is from RefSeq and is a predicted model, not a curated record.
CGCCAACGUUAACUCGCAUGCAUGCGCAAGGCGGUGACUGACUGGCUGCAAUAUUCCUCGUCGUUGCUUCUUCCAGUUCAGCAUGCGUUCUCCUUUGUCUCUUCCCCAUUCCAACAUAUCCGCGUUGCUGUGAUUAUGGCGCACACCAGGGUUGAGAUUCAGCAGGCCUUGAGGCGUACCACGACAUCCACCGUUUGCGAGCCUUGUCUUGUUCAGCCUCUAGAGUCGUACAACGUGUGCUUGUAAUCGCUUCAGCAUGCAAGGGAUCGCACGAAAACGUCACUCACUGUCUAUAUUCACUUUCCCGCACACCAUCACCCACCCUCCCCGCACCGCGCCAUCGCCCCCAGUACCAGAUCCAUUGACGCAAGCGCCACCUCUCUGCUUACACAGCUGGACCCUGUAAACAAUACGUAGCAUGUCGGAUCACGCAGCAGCCUUUGAGGGCUCCGGUUCACCCCCACGGCAGCGCAGUCCUCCCACCGGCAAUCCCAAAUACCACUACGACGGCCUUCAUGAUAUAGGCACGAGUUCAGCUACUAGUGCACCACACACUAGACGCCGCCCAUCACGCACCAGUUCGGGCACCAAAGGUUCUCCACCUUCAGCCUCACCGCCGCGUGGAGACGACCAUGACGAGAGCGAGCAGAGAUCUAAACAGCCUCGCAACACUCUGAAAAAGCUUUUAAGACGCGACUCACAUCAUACCGAGACUGGAUCGACUUCGCAAGCCAAACAGGAAGAGUUAGAUGAGGAGGGCAGUACCAUCGGCUACAUGCCCAGGCUCGGUCAAAUAAGAGAAAGCAAGAGCAAGGUCAGCACACGCUCACGACGGCGAGGGAGCUCUGCCCUUGGUACUCCGGUCGAUCCGAGGGUUCUGCGCCGCCGGCAUACUGGGGACGAGGCUGUGAAGCGCUCACACGCACGUGCUAAACACAGCUCUCUGCAACGGCAUGCUGGAAACAUGGCCAACAUGUCAGACCCCUCCCUGGUCUCUAGUGUGACGCAACAGUCAGAUGCUUUGGGUGGCAGUAACUCUACAGUAAUGCAGAGACCGUACGGCGGUUAUAGCCAAGUCGCCGAGUACCAAGAGUCUGAAGAAAGCGAAAGUCCGCCCGCACCCACGGCGAUGCAGAGUCACGCCUUCAACAACAUGGACGCCACCCAAGCAGGAGUGUUCCAGUUUCUACAGUCUAGCGACGACACUCCUGAAAGUCCUACGCCUACGGACCUCCAGGCUAUGCCUUCAUCGACCAUUGCCUCAUCCUCGUCUUCCUCGUCAGGUGACACUCAGCAUGACGAUGGACGCUCAUCUGUAGCAGCAGACUCACAACAUCCUGACUCCGCUAUGACCUCGCCAGCCUCUACCAGAAGGUCCCUUCAGACAGCAUCACACCAACCCAAUCAGGAAUAUCGUUCCUUCAAGAAGCCAUUGUACGCCAGUAGCUUUGUGCAUGGCCCUGGAGAUGACGUCGAAGCCAACCAAGAAGAGGGUAGUGAAGAGGAGAGUGAAAGUGGGUCAGAAAACGAGGAGGAAGUAGAUCAAGGAAACCAGAUACCCAACAAACGGCCGGCAGUGACGACCCCACCUCGAGCUCCAUCGGCGAGCUCUCAUCAAAGUGAUCCGCACGCCAGACGUCUUAAGCAGCAGGAGCGCGAGCUUGCUAGCCACAUCUUCCAAAGACCACAGCCGUACGGAGAGUACCAAUAUGGUGCAGAGCAACACCCCUACGGCUACCCACCGAUGCCGAUGUACAACCAACAAGGCUGUUCUGGUGCGUCUCCGGCUCCAGUGCCUGCGGCAAUCAGCUCCCCACCAGGAUGGGCACCUAUGCCCUCAUUCCCAGUUCCGCUAGCCAUAGGAUAUGCGCCUCAUCAAUCCCCGGAAGCAGUGCAUGCACAUCCACUAUCGAUACGGCCAGCUGAUGGCAUGCUCCAGCACGUGCCGCCACCUUUCUCCCCACAUCCAGGGCAGCCGCCACUCUAUCAACAGCACGCGCCAUUACCCAACCAGACCCGACAAACGGUGGUGGGAUACGAACUCCUCGCCAACGAGCUUAGCGGAUCGUCGCAGCCCAGCUCUCAUGACCGGAAGAAUCUCGUGCCCAUGUACCGAAAGUUUGAGCAUCUAAACCACCGAGUCUUGCUCCAUCUGCAAGACGAAACGUGCGAACUGGAGGAAGAGCUGCGUCACCUAGACGAGUGCAUUGCCCAGAUGUCGCCUCGGGAUGCGUCAGGAUACGCGUACCCUGCGUCGCGGCGGGGUGAUGCACGCUACGGAAGUGAAAUGCACUUCAAGAGGACCGAACUCCUGGGGCGCAUCUACCAGAAGCUAGAGCAAUACAACAAGGCUUUAUCUUCGUUUAGCAAGCUCUCGAAAAGUCUUAAUCCUGCGUCUACGGAGGAUAUCCAAGCCUAUCGUGAGUGGAUGGAUGAGCACGACCCGAUCAAUGAGGAGGAAUCCCAAUUUCUCGAGGAAGACUCGGACCUAGUGACUCUUCCGCGGAAAGUUCCUUCUUCCACAUCUUUUUCUCCUCCCAGCACGGCAGCUCCGGCUGCCGGCCAAGAUCAGUCAGCAAUAUGGUUUCCACUAACCCUGGUACUACCCCUCAUGGCGUUUUCCAUAGUCCCCAGCUUGCUUGGACGGCUCCUCGUUAUCGUGCUUAUCGUUGGUGCGGAGCUAAAGAUGGUCACGUCGACCCCUCAGCUCAGGAAUAUGCUGUCUACACGUGAGUGGGCUGCGGCAGCUUCAGUGUAAGUCACGUCCUUUCUCUUUCUCUAAUUCCCGCCCGCGAUGCAAGGCCGUGACGUCGUCUACAUCCUCAAACGGAAAGACGGGCGCGUGGGGCGACAAACUCUCACCACGUUCGGAAAUUUCCAGGACAUGCUUCCGGACGGAAACAUGUCAGAAACGUCUUUUUACCCACGCAUUAUCCGGUGCCUUGGCCGGUUCCUGAGGCCGCGCGCGGGUGGUUGCUGCAGUUGGUGAGAUGAGGAGGCUAACGCAAGCAGCUAUUUCGGGGUGAAUGUGCUCC